Molecule: messenger RNA, 1356 nt
Organism: Talaromyces stipitatus ATCC 10500
Lineage: Eukaryota; Fungi; Ascomycota; Eurotiomycetes; Eurotiales; Trichocomaceae
Exons: 2
Coding region: 212-1156 (314 amino acids)
Source: RefSeq, a predicted model, not a curated record
AGGGAUGAUAUAUUGUCUUUAUUAUCUUUAUACUCACUGAAGGUCGUUGAAUAUCAAUUGUCAAGAAUUGAAUUCUGAGAGGCAAGGUGGUUGUUGCUAGGGCAUCAUUCCACAUGACGACGCCGGUUAAACAUACAACAUCAACAACCAUCAAUCGAUAAUUCAACACUUUCUCUUCAUCUGCAUCUAUCAGCAUUAUCAAUCGCAUAAUAUGGUCAAUAUGGGAAGCCGAAAUAUACCUUCGCCCUAUUCACCGGGCUCGUUCCAUAUUACCAGAGCAUUCAUCUGGCUCUCAACCCUGAUCGUGACUGGCAUCAUGAUCUAUUUUAUCGUGCAUCUGCAUUCGGAUGGAUUCAAGGUUCCAUACGCAUUUUUAAUUAUCAUAAUAACAUGCUUCCUCACCCUCAUCAACCUCCUCCUCACUACCCUCCUCUACGCCCGCAACAGUCUCCGACCCAUGUUCUCCCUAACCAUAAAUGUGAUCCUCUUCAUCCUCUGGACGCUCUCCCUCGGAUUUCUGGGGUAUAGCAUGCGGGGCACAUUACGCACAACCUGCGACGUCAAUUCAUGGGGCACAUCAACUGGGGUGAUGGUCUGUCGAUUAUACAAGACCCUUUUCUCGUUUACGGUAGUUGCAAUGGCAUUUACAUUCAUCCAUGCCGUUAUCGAUGGCGUCGCAAGGAAAGAUCAGAGAAACCUACUACUUCUGGAAGAAUACGAUUCGAUGAAUGGGAAUAGUACUUACGGGCAGGAUUACAAGUUGCAUACGAGGAAUGAGAGUGCUAUCCCUCUUGCGACUGCGGUUGUCGCUCACGAAGAGACUCAUCCAGAUACGAAUACUACACGAGCGGAUGUUUAUAAUGCGCUUGGAACGGUUCGACAUGAUGAUACUAUGGCCAUACAACAACAACAAUAUCAACAUCCACAACAGCAGCAGAGACAGCAAUUUCAGCCUCAAGACCAUGAUGUGGAAUAUUACGAUGGUAUUCCAGAUGUUCCCCCUGCGACCGGCAUGAGGUGGGCGUCAGCAGCUGCGACGAGACAGACCCCUUACUCGCCGUUACACACCCGGUUCGAUGGGCAGCAGACGGGAUAUGAAGCGUUCAGGCCUCAACGGACGACCUACGACGAGGGUGGGUAUGGUUAUAGGGGAUAGUUGUUGUUUUCAAGGAGUUAUUUAGACUGGGUUUCGUUAUAUCAUGAUUGGCGUUUUUGGUAUUUGAAGGUGUUUUCGGUCUAUGGUUAGAAUGGGAAAUUGAUAAAAAGUUGAUAUUAAGCAUCCAUACAGAUUCGUUAUGAAUGCUGAAGUAAUUAGAUUGAACUAGGUAUUACUUUUAACCAGACAUUUUCUUGGAC